AUGGAUCAGAAAAUUGAGAGAAGGCCACACAGACAACAAAGCCCCAAUAACAGCAAGCCCAAGAAGAAGGGCCCACUAAAAGUCGUCCACAUAGCAAACCCCAUCAAGUUCACGGCCACUGCCUCCGAAUUCCGGGCCCUCGUCCAGGAGCUUACGGGCCAAGACUCCGGCCCGCCGGAUUCCGCCGGGCCCGCGGCGGUUCGUGGCGGAUCGGGCCGCCGUGGAGCGGAGGAAGGGCCGACAAAGGAGUUUGGUGUUUGCGAAGGGGUCCAAAACGGGUCGGGUCAAGUGGGAUUUGAAUCGGGUUACGAAUACGGGCAUGAUGGGCUUUUCGACCCGGUCAAGAUGGACGAUAGCUUUCAGGGGCUAAUGGCUUCUGGGUUUUGGAAUGAAGGUGCAGAUGAUAUAUCUUGA
Messenger RNA from Striga asiatica, 414 nucleotides. The record is from the annotation of a GenBank genome assembly. Lineage: Eukaryota; Viridiplantae; Streptophyta; Magnoliopsida; Lamiales; Orobanchaceae.